AGUGGGAGACCUGCUGGAGCUCUCCUCUGUGCUCUGUGUUAGUCUGUCUGCCUCUCUGGUCAGUCAGGCUUGCCUGACCCACGGGGAAUGAGCUCCCGUGGCUUAGCUCUGGCUCAUCCAGCCAAGAACGUGGUGGUGUAUCGCAAUGGUGACCCCUUCUUCCACGGGAGGAAGUUUGUAGUGAACCAGCGGCAGUUCCUGACCUUUGAGGCAUUUCUGAAUGAGGUGACCAAGAGCAUUCAUGCACCCUUGGCUGUGAGGAAUCUCUACACACCCAAGCAUGGCCAUCGCAUUGCUGAGCUGGCUGACCUGCAGGAUGGGUGCCAGUACGUGGCUGCAGGCUUUGAAAAGUUCAAAAGGCUUGACUAUUUAAAUCAUGGAAGGAAGGAGCUCCGUGGGACAGGCAACAGCAACCAUGUGCAGACCUGCACCGUAGCCCCUUGGAAGCCAAACACUGCAGUGCGACAGCAGAAGCCCACCCACCUAACAAUACAUGUUUUUCGGAAUGGGGAUUUGUUGAGCCCUCCUUUCCAACUGAUGAUCUCCAAGAGCACUUUAUGGCAGUGGGACACACUCCUGGCUAUACUGACAGAGAAAGCUGAUCUGUGCAGUGGAGCUGUUAACAGGCUCUGCAAGCUGGAUGGCACACUGGUGUCCAGCAGGGAGGAACUGGUGAAUGGCAGCUACUACGUGGCAGUGGGAACCGAGGAGUACAAAAAGCUGCCUUACUUGGAGCUGCUGGUGCCCCAGGACUCUGUGUGCAGGACAUGCUGGCAUGGACUACAGGCAAAUCACAAACUGCUGUCUCAGGAAAAAGGGAUGACAACAAUUCUGAAGAUGAAGAGCAUUGAAUGAUGUUUUCCUUGGCAGCAAAACCACUCUGAAGAGUUAAAGGACUGUGAUGAGAGGGCAGUUAGGUAAACUGCUCUCUGUAGUGCUGCAGGUAACAAAAGAGGCGAGCAUGAGGUCUGUGUAACACCACAGACUUGCCAAGGAUUUUGAUGUAUUAACAAACUUCCUUCUGUAAACGAUCACAUGGUCCUAGAAGGUCUAUUUCAGUGAUUUAUUAAUCAAUUAUUACCCCUCCAGUGCUGAACAAGGCAAUUCAAUCAUCCCUGCCUCGAACCACCCACAGGAAAAAAAAAAAAAAUCCUUAAGACAUUAAAUAGGAUGUCCUUGCAACAUGUCUUGUUCCACUCUGGUACUCAGGGAAUUUGAUCCAUGCUUUCAGACAGCCAUGUGUCAGAACAGCUUUCUUGAGGCAGCUGAGCCAAACGUGCUGCUGCUGAGCCAGCAGCUCUCCUCUUCAGCCAUGGGUUAGCUUUGAACAGGUUUCCUCUGCUCACUGUGUCUUGGUCAUGAACCAGCUACACACAGGGUGACUCCCAGGAGGGUGAGCAGCAUCCCUGCCACAGCCCCUGCAGAAAUACAGAAUUCCCUGUCACUGCUAAAUACAUGAUUCUCAGCUGUCAUUAAAGAAGAUAGCCUAAA
Messenger RNA from Gallus gallus (chicken), 1491 nucleotides. It is a transcript of the gene DCDC2B, whose product is annotated as doublecortin domain containing 2B. Bases 88 to 855 code for a protein of 255 amino acids. The record is from RefSeq and is a predicted model, not a curated record. The transcript has 6 exons. Gene Ontology annotation, biological process: intracellular signal transduction. Gene Ontology annotation, cellular component: microtubule; microtubule organizing center. NCBI's taxonomy places the organism in Eukaryota, Metazoa, Chordata, Aves, Galliformes, Phasianidae.